AUGAAUCCCACCCUUCCGUCAUGGAAGGAUCGGACGCAAAAUCAGUUCGGGAAGCUUCAAAUCCAAGUACCAUGGCGUUCAAUUCAGCUCCUGGUGCCGCACCGCAUGCGACGGAAGAUUCGGUCGAAGCUGAGGAGUAGGAUAUCUCCCACCUCGUCGAUAUCCUCUUUACAAACCUCGUUCUCACCGGUGGACACGCUCCGGUCGCUGCAAAGCCAUCGGUGGACGACAUACGACUUUCAAUAUUUGCUAUUGCUGAUUGUCGCGAUCUUCUCAUUGACAGUCAUUGAGUCGCCCGGGCCGUUGGGGAAGACGGCCAUGUUUACUGCGUACAUUGUCGCUCUUCUGCUUCCUAUCACUCGUCAGUUCUUUCUGCCAUUUCUGCCGAUUGCUGGAUGGCUUCUGUUUUUCUACGCUUGCCAGUUCAUACCGAGCGAUUGGCGUCCGGCUAUUUGGGUCCGGGUGCUCCCGGCAUUGGAGAAUAUCCUCUACGGCGCCAACAUCAGCAACAUCCUGUCUGCUCAUCAGAAUGUUGUGCUUGACGUGCUAGCCUGGAUUCCAUAUGGUCUCUGCCAUUACGGAGCUCCCUUCGUCGUUUCUCUGAUCAUGUUCAUCUUCGGCCCUCCCGGCAUCGUGCCCAUCUUUGCGCGGACGUUCGGCUAUAUCAGCAUGAUGGCAGUCACCAUUCAGCUGUUCUUCCCAUGCUCUCCCCCGUGGUACGAGAACUUGUACGGUCUGGCACCAGCCGACUACUCAAUGCAAGGUAACCCCGCGGGUCUCGCUCGCAUUGACAAGCUCCUGGGCAUCGACCUCUACACUUCGGGCUUCAAACAAUCCCCGGUCGUCUUCGGUGCGUUCCCGUCGUUGCACGCCGCCGAUUCCACUCUGGCAGCACUUUUCAUGAGCCUGGUUUUCCCUCGCCUGAAGCCAUUGUUCGUGACGUAUACCCUGUGGAUGUGGUGGGCAACCAUGUAUCUGUCCCACCACUACGCCGUUGAUCUGGUUUGUGGUGGACUUUUGGCCACGGUCGCGUUCUACUUCGCGAAGACUCGGUUCAUGCCCCGCGUUCAAACCGACAAGAUGUUCCGAUGGGACUACGACUACGUGGAAUACGGCGAUUCCGCUCGGGAAUAUGGCUACGAUCUGGCCGACUACGAUGGCGACUUCAACCUGGACAGUGAUGAGUGGACGGUUGGCUCGUCUUCCUCCGUCUCCUCCGGCUCUCUGAGUCCCAUCGAUGACCAUUACACCUGGGAGGGCGAGGCUCUUGCUUCCCCUGCCUCGGAUAUCGAGUCCGGAAGGCAUAUGAUCAGCCCGUGA
Aspergillus bombycis is the source of this 1320-nucleotide messenger RNA. RefSeq names its product phosphatase PAP2 family protein. The record is from RefSeq and is a predicted model, not a curated record. The coding region runs from base 1 to 1320 and encodes 439 amino acids. Gene Ontology annotation, molecular function: inositol phosphoceramide synthase activity. Gene Ontology annotation, biological process: inositol phosphoceramide metabolic process; sphingolipid biosynthetic process. The transcript is spliced from 2 exons. Gene Ontology annotation, cellular component: inositol phosphoceramide synthase complex. NCBI's taxonomy places the organism in Eukaryota, Fungi, Ascomycota, Eurotiomycetes, Eurotiales, Aspergillaceae.